This is a messenger RNA of Fusarium fujikuroi IMI 58289, 2493 nucleotides long. RefSeq names its product probable SPB1-required for ribosome synthesis, putative methylase. Lineage: Eukaryota; Fungi; Ascomycota; Sordariomycetes; Hypocreales; Nectriaceae. Gene Ontology annotation, cellular component: nucleus; nucleolus; preribosome, large subunit precursor. Gene Ontology annotation, biological process: maturation of LSU-rRNA from tricistronic rRNA transcript (SSU-rRNA, 5.8S rRNA, LSU-rRNA); maturation of 5.8S rRNA from tricistronic rRNA transcript (SSU-rRNA, 5.8S rRNA, LSU-rRNA); rRNA methylation. The transcript has 5 exons. The record is from RefSeq and is a predicted model, not a curated record. Bases 1 to 2493 code for a protein of 830 amino acids. Gene Ontology annotation, molecular function: rRNA (uridine-2'-O-ribose)-methyltransferase activity; rRNA (guanine) methyltransferase activity.
AUGGCAAGGGGCGUCUCGACAAAUGGCAAGCUCACCCAAACUAUGAACCCAGGGUAUAGAGCGAGAGCAGCUUUCAAGCUUAUACAGCUCAACAAGAAGUAUGGCUUCCUCGAGCAGAGCAAGGUCGUCAUCGAUCUUUGCGCCGCGCCUGGUUCAUGGUUACAGGUCUGUGCAGAAUUUAUGCCGCGGCAAAGUUUGAUUAUUGGUUGUGACCUCACGCCCAUUAAGCCAAUCCCCGGGGUGCUCAGCUUCACCAGCGACAUCAAAAGUCCGGAAUGUCGAGCCACUCUACGACAGCACUUGAAGACAUGGAAGGCCGAUACUGUAAUACACGAUGGUGCUCCCAACGUUGGAACAGCUUGGGUUCAGGACUCUUUCAACCAAGUUGAGCUUGCUUUACACAGUUUGAAAUUAGCGACGGAAUUUUUGAAGCCGAAUGGAGUGUUUGUAUCAAAGGUGUUCCGUUCCAAAGAAUAUAACAGCUUUCUUUGGGUGCUAAACCAGCUCUUUACAAAGGUUGAUGCAACUUCUCCUCCAGCUUCUCGUCAAGUUUCAGCCGAAAUUUUUGUCGUGUGUCGAGGGUACAAAUCUCCAAAGAAACUGGACCCGCGACUUCUCGACCCCAAAUACGUCUUUGCGGAACUCCAGGACCCAACCCCCAACAAUGAGGCUAAGGUCUACAAUCCUGAAGUCAAAAAGCGUAAGCGAGAUGGUUACGAAGAAGGCGACUUCACACAGUUCAAGGAGAUGGCGGCUUCAGAAUUCAUUCAAACAACAGAUCCAAUCGCUGUGCUAGGCUCCUACAACCGACUUUCCUUCAAGCAGCCACCCAAUGGAGAUGUUGCCCUGGCCGCUCUUGACAAACUUCCCGAGACUACAGACGAAAUUCGAAACUGUUGUUCAGAUCUACGAGUGCUGGGACGAAAAGACUUCAAAAUUCUGCUCAAGUGGCGGUUAAAAAUGAGGGACAUCUUCCAACUCAAAACCCCACAGGCCGCAAUAGUGGAGGAACCUGAGGAGGUGGCUGAGGUUGAGUCAAUGGAUGAAGAACUCAAGAUCCAGGAGGAACUACAAAACAUGAAGGACCGAGAAAACACCAAACGAAAACGAGAGAAGCGCAAGGAAAACGAGCGAAAACAACGCGAGGUAGUACGCAUGCAACUCAACAUGACUACACCAUUCGACAUCGGUCUAGAAGAAAGCGGACCAAUUGGCGAGGGGGCAAUGUUUUCACUCAAGAAAGUCGACAAGACAGACGCCAUGCGAAGAUUAAAUCGCGGCAAGAUGAUUGUGCCCACUCAAGCGACCCAGAAGGAGGCUGACAGUGGCCUUGGCUCAUCAGGAGAGACGGAUGAUGAGAGUGACCCUGAAGAAGAUCGCUUGGAGCGAGAGCUUGAGUCCAUGUACGACCAGUACAAAGAGCGCAAGGCUGAGGUUGACGCGAAGUACCGAGCGAAGAAGGCUCGUAAGAAUUUCGGUGAUGACGAGUGGGAUGGGCUGUCUGGUGAGGAAGCCGAUGAGAAAGAUGACUCUUCGGAGCUUGAGGAGGAUGAUUCCUCUUCCGACGAAGAAGACGAGGCUCCUACAGGGGGACUCAUCCGCGAUCUGGAUUCUUCAAAGGGAGCGAAUGGCUUAUCAAAGCGAGCAACGGCCUUUUUCAACCAAGACAUCUUCUCGGGCAUAAGCGGAAUCUUACCUGAACAGGAAGAUGCUGCUGUAGACAGCGCGGACGAAGAAGUCAACCGAGAUGCCGCAGCCAUUGUGGCCCAACAAGCGAAGAAUCGCAAAGCUGAGGCUCCUACUAAGCCUACCAAGACCAAAACGGCCCCUGCCGACUCUGAUUCUGAGAUGGGAGACAAUGAGAAUGGGUUCGAGGUAGUGAAGCGAAAUCAAGACGAUGAUUGGGACAAGGACACCCGAAGAGCCGAUGGGAGACCAGAUAUCGAUAUCAUCACAGCUGAGGCGAUGAGUUUAGCGCAUCAGCUAGCUACUGGCCAAAAGAGCACGUACGAUGCUAUUGAUGACGGCUACAAUAAAUACGCCUUCCGUGAUCGAGAUGGCUUACCAGACUGGUUUGUCGAGGAUGAAUCACGGCAUGACAAGCUUCAGAAACCCAUCAGCAAGGCUGCUGCGCAGGCUAUCAAGGAGAAGCUGCGAGCUUUCAAUGCUCGCCCCAUCAAGAAGGUGCGCGAGGCUAAGGCUCGCAAGAAGUUCAAGGCCGCGCAGAAGCUGGAGAAGCUCAAGAAGAAGUCAGAAUUACUCAACAAUGACGAAAACAUGACCGAGAAGGAGAAGGCUGACAGCAUCUCACGCCUCAUCUCGAAAGCAGCAAAGAAGCCCAAAAAGCAGGCGCCCAAGGUCGUCGUCGCCCGCGGUCUCAACCGGGGCAUCAAGGGCCGUCCUGCCGGGACCAAGGGGAGGUAUCGCAUCGUAGAUCCCAGACAAAAGAAGGAAUUGCGAGCGCAGAAGAGGAUUGCCAAGAAGAAGAAGUAA